AUGUUGAACUUUGAAAUUCAACAAGUCGAGCACAACAUGUCAUCAUCCUGGGAAGCACCACUGACUUCAUCACAAGGUGAAAACAUAAGGAACAGAGGUGGUGAUCAACAAUCAGCAGUUGCGACUCUUCAGAAUGUGGUAGAAGCUCCUCCUGCUUCCAGUGAAGGCGCCCAAGUUCAAGAUUCCAACCAAGGAACCAUGAGAAAGGGCUAUAAACGCCACUCUCAUCUCCAGAAAAAAGAAAUGGAAAGCUUCUUCAAGGAAUGCCCUUACCCUAAUGAGAAGCAAAGGAGUGAGCUUGGAAAUUUGAUCGGGCUGAAUUCUUCCCAAAUCAAGUUUUGGUUCCAAAACAAGCACGUCCAAAUGAAGGCUAUGAAGGAACGUCAUAAGAGUACUCUUUUGAUUGCUGAGAAUGAAAAGCUUCGUGCUGAGAAUUUGAAGUACAAGGAGGCACUGAGUAAGGCUAAGUGCCAUGGUUGUGGAGGCUCAUGUUCUGUUGGUGAAAUGUACUUUACAGAGAAAUAUUUGAGGUUCGAGAAUUCUCAAUUGAAAAAAGAGAUUGAGAAUAUGGCAACAAAAAUUGCUGAAAAACUUGCAGAGACUUCCUUUUCUAACCUGCCACCACUACCUCUCACUCUAGGGCCUUCACGCUCGCUUGAUGUUGUUAACUAUGUUCCACAGCCAAGCAUGGCAAUGCAAGUGCAUGGUGGCAGUGAUUCUCAAAGGUCAAUUAUCGUAACUCAUUUUACUGAAUCUGAGAGAGCCUAUAUUGUGGAGCUUGCGAUUUCCGCAAUGGAGGAAUUUACAAAGAUGGCUCAUGAUGGAGGAACUUUAUGGAUCCCUGGAAUCCAUGCUGAUAUUCUAAAUAAACAAGAAUAUGUUAGGCAUUUCAAUGUAAGACUAGGUCCAAGACCCUUGGGGUUUAGAUCUGAAGCUUCAAGGGAAUCCAUGACUGUUAUCAUGAAUCCUAAUAACCUCAUUGAAAUCCUUAUGGACGUGAACCAAUGGUCAACUAUGUUUUCCAACAUUGUUUCAAGAGCAAGUAUAAUUGAAAUUCUGUCAAUUGGAGGGGCAAGAAACUAUGAUGGAGCCUUACAAGCGAUGUCAGCAGAGUUCAAGGUGUUGUCACAUCUUGUUCCCACUCGUGACAGCUAUUUCAUAAGAUAUUGUAAGCAUCACCCAGAUGGGGCUUGGGUGGUGGUUGAUAUUUCCUUGGACAAUAUACGACCCGGUGCUACUACAAGAUGCAAAAGACGACCCUCUGGUUGUAUGAUUCAAGAAUUGCCAAAUGGUUUCUCAAAGGUUACAUGGAUUGAACAUGUAGAAGUUGAAGACAUAGAGGUGCACAAUAUCUUCAAACAUCUAGUUAAUUCGGGUUGUGCCUUUGGAGCUAAGCGAUGGAUAGCAACUUUAGACAGACAAUGUGAACGUCUCGCUUACACAAUGGCAAUAAACAAACAACCAAGGGACAAUGGUGAUAUAGGGAUAACUCCUGAAGGAAGAAAAGGCUUGAUGAAGUUGGCAGCGAAAGUUAUGCAGAGCUAUUGCAACUAUGUUGGUGCUUCCCCACCACAUGGUUGGACAGUACAGAAAACACCACCAGCUUGUGUUGGUGAUGUGAGGAUCAUGACCAGAAACUAUAUUGUUGAAUCUGGUGCACUUAUCGGACUUGUUAUUAGUGCUGCAACUUCUUUCUCACUUCCAGUUCCUUCCAAGAGGCUCUUUGAUUUUCUUCGAAAUGAGAAAUCAAGAAACCAGUGGGACUUUUUCACACAAGAGGCUCAGGUUCAUGAACUGGCACACAUAGCAAAUGGUCGUGAUCCUGGAAACUAUGUCUCUUUACUUUGUGCCAAUAGUGCAAAUGCCAACGAAAGCAGCAAGAUCAUAGUUCAAGAGAACUGCACUGACUAUACAGGCUCAUAUGUGGUUUAUGCUCCUAUUAAAUUUGAUACCAUGAAUUUAAUCUUGAGUGGGUCUAAUCCAGAUUAUGGUACCCUUCUGUCCUCGGGCUUUGCCAUUCUUCCUAAUGGGCCUGGGCUGAGUGGCGAGCCCAUGACUAAUGUUGCAUCUAGAGGAUGUCUUUGUACAAUUUCAUAUCAGACAUGGGUUGAAGCAACUCUAACACCACUUCCUCCUGACGUAGUGUCCUCUUUCUGCAAUUUGAUGAACUACACAGUUGAAAAAAUUCAAGCAGCAAUGAUGAGUAUCAACAUUUGA
Lotus japonicus is the source of this 2217-nucleotide messenger RNA. RefSeq names its product homeobox-leucine zipper protein PROTODERMAL FACTOR 2-like. Lineage: Eukaryota; Viridiplantae; Streptophyta; Magnoliopsida; Fabales; Fabaceae. The record is from RefSeq and is a predicted model, not a curated record. Bases 1 to 2217 code for a protein of 738 amino acids. Gene Ontology annotation, molecular function: DNA binding; lipid binding. The transcript has 10 exons.